AUGAGCGAACUAUUUGAAGAACAGCUCAAAUCUCUGGUGGUAUCAUUCCUCCUCACUCAAUCUCCUGUCAGCAUGCGUACCAACUCCCCGGCAGUCACUAAAAAGUCCGUCCCCUCGACCCCCAAUCGUUCUUCAAGGUCUCAGCUUUUUGGACCUUCCUCCCCUCCUCCUCCUGUCCGAACUUAUGGAAGAAGAUCGAGGAAUCGUUCGCAGCCCAGUACACCCUCCCAAAUCUGCACUACUUCAUCUUCGAGUACGCCUUCACGCCGUAAUGCUCCGGCCUCAUCUACUUCGACUGCACCCAGUCUUCAUCUUCCCAGCUUAGCGUUAGACUAUGAAGAACCAGUUCUCCUUCCGGCUACACCUCCGCAUUCUCUCAACUCUGCCGCAUCUUUCUCGGGCUCUUCAGGUGCAAUUGCUCACAAUGUCGUUGAUGCGCUUGUGUUGGAAUCCAACGAAGAGGAUGAUGUGGUAUUCGUUUCAAUGAAGUCUUCUCAGUCGCAGUCCUCCCAGGAUAUUGGUUUGAGUGACGAAUCUCACCAGAAUGACGCCGAUCUAGCAAAUGCUCUCAAGGUGGCAAAGAAGAACAUCCAAUCUUUCAACGAUGCUGCGAAAGUUCGCAAUGAAUGCACAUGUUGCCUUGAAGUAAUGUAUCAGCCUUUUAUGUUGUCCGACAUCUAUUUCAAAGCCAGGUAUAAUUUUGCCUGCCCCGAUUGCCGCACGAUUCAAGGCCGUUUCACACCUAUCCCCAACUAUUCCUGUCAACGCAGUGUCGACGACAUGCUGGAGAUGAAAGGCAUUCCAACUCCUUUGCGUGAGCCGCUGCAAUGGCCGCGUGCAUUCCAAUCCAGGCCUCCAUCACUUCCUUUUGUUUCUCGUACUGGAACAUAUCCCGUUUCUCCUCCCGUCUUUGCGCCUGCUCCGUUUCCCAUUUUCGUCGAUGAUGAUUAG
This is a messenger RNA of Lentinula edodes (shiitake mushroom), 951 nucleotides long. RefSeq lists its product as uncharacterized. The record is from RefSeq and is a predicted model, not a curated record. The transcript has 6 exons. The coding region runs from base 1 to 951 and encodes 316 amino acids. Lineage: Eukaryota; Fungi; Basidiomycota; Agaricomycetes; Agaricales; Omphalotaceae.